Molecule: messenger RNA, 1915 nt
Organism: Lutzomyia longipalpis
Lineage: Eukaryota; Metazoa; Arthropoda; Insecta; Diptera; Psychodidae
Product: beta-1,4-glucuronyltransferase 1
Exons: 2
Coding region: 242-1639 (465 amino acids)
Molecular function (GO): glucuronosyltransferase activity
Source: RefSeq, a predicted model, not a curated record
UCCCAACUCUCCUAAAAUCUUGUGACACUCCUGAACAAGAGGGUGUGCUGGUAUUUAAAUUGGAAAAACUUUGUGAAAAUUUAAGCUAAAGCCGUUGUUUGUUGUAGAAUUUAAUGUAAAGAGAAAGAGGAAAAAAUCUACCCCAAAGAGCAAUUCGCGACAGUCGUGGAAGAAGAAACCUUAUCAUCCAUGAGUCAGGUAAGUGGAAAAAAAGUCAAAGGAAAACUGUGUGGAAUAAACAAUGACUAUGUCCUUAAAAAUACGUUUUUUAUUGCAGUCAUGCCGCCUCUGGAAUUUAAGUAUUGCAAGUGUCCUGGCACUAACGCUCUCCAAUGUCCUUCUUACGGUACGUCUACUCCAUUCCACGGAUUGCCCUUUCAUCACCCUUGAUGACUCUUCGGUGGCACCAGUUAUAGCAAGGGCACCACCCCUCACACCCCCAACAUGUCUUGAAUACAUCAUCUUGGAUAAUUCUUCAAAUAGGACAGACAGGCCGGUGUUCACGGGGCUAGAUCUCCAGCUUGGACGAUGGGAUUCAAAGAGACUUUAUAAGAUUUUUGAAUUUGCCGUAUUGGGAGAGAAGUUUGCUGAACUUUCUGAGCAAUACCGUGUCUGCUUGGCCACACAGAGCUCAAUCGAUAGACUGGGACCAUUGGUGCAGGUGGCACAACACUGGACAGGUCCCAUAUCUGUGGCUGUUUUUGCAGCUGGUGACGAUGAAUUGUAUCUCCUGCAGAUUUAUCUAUCCUUCCUGCGAAAAUGCUAUCCCAACAUCAGGGAUCGUGUGUCCUUCCACCUUACGUAUCCACGCGACAAACCACCACGACACAUGAAGCAAUCCAACGUUAUUGAUCUCAUGCCGUAUGACUGUGCCAAACCAGAGGCCACCCUCGUGGAACUCAUCCAAAUGCGUACACAUGACACGACAAAGUGGCGCACCAAAAAUGUUUAUCCGCAAAAUCAUCUGCGAAAUGUUGCACGUAAAACGUGCCAAAGUGACAAUGUCUUUCUCACGGACAUCGACAUUAUACCCAGUGUGAACAUGACUGAGUACCUAGAUAAGUUUCUUAGACACACAAAGUGCCCAAAUAAUAUGUGCGCCUACGUUAUACCUACAUAUGAGUUAGAUAAUCGUGCUAGAUUUCCGCGUGACAAACCCGAUCUCAUUCGCCUAGCCAGGAAGGGUCUAGCACGACCCUUUCAUCACAAAGUUUUCAUCUAUAACCAGUACGCUACGAAUUUCACAAGGUGGCAAGCAGAUCUCGAUAAUCUCGAUGAAACUCAUGUCAGCUACAACGUGACAAACUUUGAAUUUCUCUAUGAACCUUUCUACGUGGCAUCUGACCAAGUACCACAGCAUGAUGAACGCUUCUUGGGCUAUGGUUUCACGCGGAAUACACAAGUGUAUGAAAUGUUUGUGGCGGGCUAUCAAUUUCAGGUGCUCUCACCCAUCUUCACGUGCCAUUGGGGUUUACAGAACAAGAAAAGUCGACCAGCAUGGCGUGAGCGACAAAAUAAUAUCAAUAGAAAGCAAUUUGAGGUGUUCAAAAGGGAGGUUUUUGCGCGCUACCACAAAGAUCCCCUUAAGAUGCUUCUGCCAAAGAAAGCACUUUCGCGUCAAGUCCCAAUUGGUGGUUGAGGCAUCACGCCAACAUGCUCAUAAAUACACCAUUCCAUGCCAAAAAAAAAAAAACAAAUCCUUUCAUCACCUUAUAUAUUUUUCAAGAAUUUUUCCUAUUUUUUUUUAAAUUCUAAUACUCUCUAUUAUUUUGUAAAAAAUUUCAUGAGAAGAAAAUAAUUGAUUUUGUGGGAGAGGGAUAAAAAUUUACGAAAAUAUGUGUAUAUAUUAUUGAGAUAAAAAAAAAAUUAUAAAGCAUAAAAUAAAAUUGCUCAACGAUUUAUCAUGAAAAUGCCA